UUAUAUUAUUAUUUCCCUUAUUCUUUUCCUUCUUCAAGACAGACAACUCAUUCAACAUUUUCACUGUCUAUUCAUAACUAUAUUCACAUAUUCACUAUAAAAAUACCCGCUUAAUUCUAUCAUGUGCACCUGACUGUCCUGACAAGCUCCUGCAGCUGCGUUGCGCCUUUUGUCCGAGGAGGUGGUGAGAAGAAAGACGGUGACUCAAAAGAUCCCGCGCCUGGUCCGACUAGAAUUUAAGACGCCACCUAGACGCGGAGGAAACGCGGGGUUCUGGCUUGUUAUCCUGAAGAAACCAAUUCGCUUUCUUUGGAACCCGCCAGAACAUUUAUCCCCAGCCAGAGCAACAGCGCAGAAGGCCUCCUCGAUCAUCCCCUCGAUCAUCCCCAAAUCAUCCCAUACAGCGAUUCUCCUUUCACACUUCAGGAUGCCAGAAGAACAGGGACGCCCAAUCCCUCCCAAGGCGACGUCAAUCCGGGAUACAGUUCCCCAUGCGUCAUCUUCAUGGACUGGCACCCCCCGCGUCGAGGAACUCUUGGCCCGUGACCUGGCCACCUGCUCCUCCUCCUCGGACGACGACAACGACGACGACGACCAUGGAAAUGACUCCCGUUCCGAAGCCUCCAUCGACCGGCCCCAUCCAAUUAUGUACCGUCGCCCUAGCGGUGUGGCCUACGGAACCUCCCGUCCCGUCAUGAGCUCGGUGGCCUCACCCGACGAGGAAGCCCCCUUUCUCACCCCGAUCGAGCGGAAACGGAGCCGUAGUGCCGAGUGCAGCCUCCUCAGGGACAGCCAGGUCAUCCCGCCCAAGCAUCACCGACAUCUUCGGUCGGAAGAAUCGUCCUCGUCAUGGCUUGCCAGGGUAUCCCGCCGUCUGUUUGGUUCUCGGACCAGAGAGCAACAACACCACGGCGAUGAGGAGGAGGACGCUUCUUUCCCGCCCCAGCCGCCGCCACAGAUCACGGUGCAGAGCCCGGAUGACGAAUCGACGCCUCUUCUCGGGGGUAAUGGCUCUCCUGAAGGAGGCGGUCGUGAUGAUAAUGGAGACAUCGACGACCAGUGGCAAGCCGCCCUCGCCUCCGGCACCCUCCGCACCACGUGGCAGCGCGAGACCAAGACCAUCGUCUCGUACGCGCUCCCGCUGGUGGUCACCUUCCUGCUGCAGUACUCCAUCAACGUGGCCUCCGUCUUCGCCGCCGGCCGCAUCGGCACCCUCGAGCUCGGCGCCGUCAGCCUGGCCACCAUGUCGGCCGCCAUCACCUGCUACGCGCCCUUCCAGGGACUCGCCACCUCCCUCGACACCCUGUGCGCCCAGGCCUACGGCUCCGGCCACCGCCACCUAGUCGGCCUGCAGCUGCAGCGCAUGACCUGCUUCCUCCUCCUCUGCUUCCUCCCCGUCGCCGUCCUCUGGUACCACGCCGAGCCCGUCCUCAACCUCAUCAUCCCCGAGCCCGAGACCGCCCGCCUGGCCGGCCGCUACCUCCGCGUCCUCAUCUUCUCCGGCCCGGCCUUCCUCUGCUUCGAGGCCGGCAAGCGCUUCGUCCAGGCCCAGGGCCUCUUCCGCGCCACCACCUGCGUCCUCCUCGUGGCCGCCCCCUUCAACGUCUUCGCCACCUGGCUCUUCGUCUUCCGCCUCGACUACGGCUUCAUCGGCGCCCCCGUCGCCUCCGCCCUGUCCCAGAACCUCCUCCCCGUCCUCCUCUUCCUCUACGUCCGCUUCGUCGACGGCCGCCAGUGCUGGGGCGGUUUCAGCCGCCGCGCCUUCUCCAACUGGGGCGUCAUGCUGCGCCUGGCCCUGCCCGGCAUGGUCAUGCUGCAGGCCGAGUACAUGGCCUUCGAGGUCCUGACCCUCGCCUCCAGCCGCUUCGGCCCCACCUACCUCGCCGCCCAGAGCGUCGUCGCCACCAUCGCCUCCGUCACCUACCAGUUCCCCUUCCCCGUCUCCAUCGCCGCCUCCACCCGCAUCGCCAACCUCAUCGGCGCCGGUCUCGUCGACGCCGCCCGGACCACCGGCCGCGUCACCAUUGUUGUGGUUGCCGUCGUCGGCCUCAUCAACAUGACCCUCUACAGCACCCUCCGCUACCACAUCCCUCUCCUCUUCACCCGGGACCCGGCCGUCGUCGCGAUCCUGGCCGACACCCUGCCCCUCAUCGGCCUCAUGCAGGUCUUUGACGCCCUCUGCGCCGGCGCCCACGCCCUGCUGCGGGGUAUCGGCCGCCCUGCCGUGGGUGGUUACGCCAAUCUCUUCGGCUACUAUGGCGUUGCCUUGCCCAUUUCCUUCGGUACCGCUUUUGGGCUUGGGUGGAAGCUGGAAGGCUUGUGGUUCGGCGUCACUAUCGGUCUUGCUGUGGUCGCCACUGUUGAGUACACAUUCGCAUAUUUAACAAACUGGCACGAUGCAGCUCGGGAUGCAGAGUCCCGAAACGCGGCCGGCUAAACAAAAAAAUGAUCAAAGCAUCGAUGUAUGAUUGACGACAUUUCACACAUCUCGGUCGGAGGAACAGGUCCUUGAUCAAGAUUCUUGUUUCAAAAUGAACGAGUUGAACACGGACAGACGAGACAUGUCUCAUGGAUUAUAUACACUAGUAUUAUUAAAUAGACUAUAGCAUAGCCAUUUGCCCGUUGAGCGUGUGGCAGAACAGGACAAACGUACUUGUAAGUUGUGCUUGGUUGAUAUACCAAGUCAGGACUCAGAACUUUAUCGCUCUGG
Messenger RNA from Sodiomyces alkalinus F11, 2710 nucleotides. Its product is annotated as multidrug and toxin extrusion protein. The coding region runs from base 428 to 2437 and encodes 669 amino acids. Gene Ontology annotation, cellular component: membrane. Gene Ontology annotation, biological process: xenobiotic detoxification by transmembrane export across the plasma membrane. Gene Ontology annotation, molecular function: antiporter activity; xenobiotic transmembrane transporter activity. The transcript is spliced from 2 exons. The record is from RefSeq and is a predicted model, not a curated record. NCBI's taxonomy places the organism in Eukaryota, Fungi, Ascomycota, Sordariomycetes, Glomerellales, Plectosphaerellaceae.